Molecule: messenger RNA, 2331 nt
Organism: Ectocarpus sp. CCAP 1310/34
Lineage: Eukaryota; Phaeophyceae; Ectocarpales; Ectocarpaceae
Source: the annotation of a GenBank genome assembly
AUGGGGGCGCCUGCGGCACCCGGAAAUGGUAUGCAGGGGGACGAACACGGAGGUCCCCCGUCGCCUUCUUCGGGAGGGGGUGACUUCGGCGGUGGCGAUGACCCCGCCGACAACAGCAGCAACAGCAACGACAGUAGUGGCCCCAGCGACGUCUCCAACAACCACGACGGAGGCGGCAGCGAGCCACUCAGCGGCGACUCUGGUGAUGAGAGCAGCGGCGGGAGCGAGCCCGUCAGCAGCACAUCUAGCCACGACGGCAGCAACGACGACGGUGACGGCAGCGAGGCCGUCGACCCCGGCAGCGAUGACGAUGGCGGCGGCGAGACAGGCGACCCCGAAACUUCUUUGAUGAGCGUCGAGCGCCGGCCUGCUGCGCCAUGUGCUCCAGCCCGGCCGCACGCGGAAGCAGACCCGGGAGUUGCGGAGCUCCGAGGAAGAGCCGAGCGAGGCGCCAGCCCCCGAGGAGGCGCUGUUAUCAACCGUCCUGGAGACCGAAAACGGUCCGGAGAUCGUUGCGGAAUAUAUACGCGAAUCGCUGUUGGAGGGCAAGACGAGCAAGCGCACCGUGAGGAGCUGAAGAAGCAGUUACAAUACGAUCUAGUGAAGGGGCUCCAUCCUGAUGGAGGGGAGCUGGAGCUGGCAUUCAGUGCAAACGAAAAGGACGACGGGUCCCCGCAACCACUCCUUGACCCGGAGCUAAGUAUUCCCUCGCCGAUCGGGCAGAAGCCUAACGAUGUAGAGGCUGUCCCGCUUACGUACAAAGAUGCGAUGGAUUCCAAGUACAAAGUGUUUUGGGAAGCGGCGAUGAUGAAAGAGAGGGGUGGUCCAGACAAGGCGGGGACUUUCACGAAAAUUGGCAAACUUUCCGAGGGGCGGAAGGCGGUGACUUCGAAGUGGGUGUUUUCGUACAAGACGAACGAGAAGGAAGUGAUCACCGCCUUCAAAGCCCGUAUCGUUGCGCGUGGUUUCUCACAGAUUCCGGGGGUAGAUUUCCACGACUCAGCUUCUGCAUGCCCGUCUACGACGUCCAUCAAAACCGUGGUUGUCGUAGCCACCGAGAAGAAAAAGAAGAUGUUCCACUGGGAAAUUAAACAAGUGUACAUUCACGCUAAGCUCAAAGAAGAGAUUUUUACCAGGCUUCCCCAGGGUUGUGGUGACAUGCUUGGCAAGGUGUGCAAGGUUGAGCGUGCACUGUAUGGCCUGAAACAAAGCGGUCGCGAGUGGGGGUUUGAAGCUGCUGAUACCCUCAUCGCGAAUGGGUACGAGCAGUGCAGGGCUGACCCGUGUGUUUUCCGUAGGAUGGUUGACGGAGAGGUCGUAGGUCUGAUCUACGUAGACGACAUUUUGUUGGUGGCGUCCGAGCAAGAGUGUCAAGAGUUGCUUGCUUCCCUCCAGAAGAAGUUUCCGGUGAAGGAUUUGGGAGAAUGCACGUGGUAUGAUGGCAUUGAGAUGGGCCUAGAGAACGGCAUCACCAAGUUGUCCCAGACGGCAUACAUCGAGAGCAUCAUCAAGCGGUUUAACGUGACUACUACCGCCCCCACGCCUGCUGUCCCCGGCGCCGACCUAGGGCCGAAACGAGAUGACGAGCCCACGGUGGACAAGCCAGUAAGGGAGGCACUCGGGUGCCUGAUGUGGGUGGUGCAUACGAGGCCGGACAUCGCUCUGCCGUUGAACAAGAUCCAGAAGGUGGCUCACUCUCCCACCGACACGAUAUUGNUCAAGCGGUUUAACGUGACUACUACCGCCCCCACGCCUGCUGUCCCCGGCGCCGACCUAGGGCCGAAACGAGAUGACGAGCCCACGGUGGACAAGCCAGUAAGGGAGGCACUCGGGUGCCUGAUGUGGGUGGUGCAUACGAGGCCGGACAUCGCUCUGCCGUUGAACAAGAUCCAGAAGGUGGCUUACUCUCCCACCGACAGGAUAUGGCAGGCGCUUCUGAGGGCGUUCGACAACGGNAACGGAACCACAAAAACGCAGCGUGUGCCGGCGCAGUCAUCCUCGGAGGAAGAGUAUCUAGCAGUCGGGGAGGGAGUGAAGGAGGCGUUGCAUGUGCGUGCGGUUCUGUCUUUCGUAGCGCCUGAGACGAGUGGGACGAUCAAGGUCCUUGAAGACAACAAGGGAGCUCUUGCCCUGGUGCAGAACCCCUUCAGCUCGGCGAGGAGCAAGCACAUCGACGUGCGGUACCACUUUAUCCGCGAGCUCUUCAAGUCGGGCAAGAUCACCGCAGAGUAUGUCCCGACGAAAGAGCAGCACGCCGACAUACUGACCAAGGUCCUUGGUAGGACCAAACCGGAGUACCACCGGAAGGCUCUGAUGAACCUCCCGGAGUAG